UAAGGUUAAAAGUUUUCAUUUUUGAAAAAUGCGUGAAAUUAUAUCCAUCCAUCUAGGUCAAGCCGGUUGUCAAAUUGGUAGUGCAUGUUGGGAAUUAUUCUGUUUGGAACAUGGAAUCACACCUGAUGGAUGUAUGCCAAAAUUACCUUGCACUCCGGGCUCGCCUUUCGAUACCAGUUUUGAAACAUUGUUUAAUGAAAAUGAAGCAUGUAGAUUUACACCACGAGCAUUAUUUUUAGAUUUAGAACCAACGGUCAUUGAUGAAAUACGGCUUGGAAGUUAUGGCAGAUUGUUUAAUCCAUAUCAGAUGAUUACUGGAAAAGAAGAUGCGGCAAAUAAUUACGCACGUGGCCAUUAUAGUAUUGGAUGUGAAAUCAUCGAAUUAGUAAUGGACCGAAUUCGAUUAAUUGUAGAAAAAUGUUGUAGCUUACAAAGUUUUAUGUUGUACCAUUGUUUUGGUGGAGGUACCGGAUCUGGUUUCACAUCUUUGUUAAUGGACAAUUUAGCGAGUUAUUUUCCAAAAAAGAUUUUAUUAGAGCAAACAAUUUAUCCAUCGCCAUGUAUUUCGACAACAAUUGUAGAACCAUAUAACGCAGUUUUAGGAACACAUUCCACCCUUUGCACAUCUAAUUGCAAUUUCAUGUACGAUAAUGAAGCGAUUUACAACAUAUGUCGUAAAAACUUGCUUAUCGAUCGUCCAACUUAUACGAAUUUAAAUCGAUUAAUUGCCCAAGUUGUAUCAUCAGCAACGGUAUCAUUACGGUUUGCUGGUGGAUUGUCAGCAGAUUGCACGGACUUCCAAACUAAUUUAGUGCCAUUUCCACGAAUACAUUUCCCAGUGGUAUCCUAUGCACCAAUUAUACCAGUUGAUCGAGCUUUUAUGGAAACGAUUAAUGUUCCAGAUAUCACGACCUUCUGUUUUGAUCCAACCAAUCAAAUGGUGAUGUGUAAUCCACGAGAUGGUAAAUAUAUAGCGUGCUGUUUGAUGUAUCGUGGAGAUGUAGUUCCAAAGGAUGUGAAUGCCUCAAUUGCUAUGAUAAAAAGUCAUAAAAAUAUUUGCUUUGUUGAUUGGUCUCCAGCAGGAUUUAAAGUAGGCAUUAAUUGGCAACCACCGACUGCUGUACCAGGUGGUGAUUUGGCAAGAACUCGUCGUGCUGUAUGCUUAGUUGCAAAUACAACGGCAAUAAUACCAUCAUGGCAACGUUUAAACCAUAAAUUUAAUAUGAUGUUUAUGAAAAGAGCAUUUGUUCACUGGUAUAUGAGCGAAGGAAUGGAAGAAGGUGAAUUUAUUGAAGCUAUUGAAAACUUAGCAACUCUAGAACAAGAUUAUCGUGAAAUUGAAUGUGAUUAUUGUGCUUAUUAGAGGUAACAUUUUUAUGAAGUUUGGAAGUAGUUUACAAAUUUUCGAUUCUAAAAAGGUUAAAAAUCUGCAAUAAUUUAACGACAGAAACUAUUUUAUCAUUUAACCCAAGUCGUAGUAUGUGAUGGCGGGCACAAAAAAUUUAAAAAUAAGAAACUAUUACGAGUUAGAUCAAAUGAGUAAACUAAUUU
Chrysoperla carnea is the source of this 1551-nucleotide messenger RNA. Its product is annotated as tubulin alpha chain-like. Gene Ontology annotation, biological process: mitotic cell cycle; microtubule cytoskeleton organization. NCBI's taxonomy places the organism in Eukaryota, Metazoa, Arthropoda, Insecta, Neuroptera, Chrysopidae. The coding region runs from base 29 to 1363 and encodes 444 amino acids. Gene Ontology annotation, molecular function: GTP binding; structural constituent of cytoskeleton. The transcript has a single exon. The record is from RefSeq and is a predicted model, not a curated record. Gene Ontology annotation, cellular component: microtubule; cytoplasm.